Molecule: messenger RNA, 1160 nt
Organism: Phymastichus coffea
Lineage: Eukaryota; Metazoa; Arthropoda; Insecta; Hymenoptera; Eulophidae
Product: superkiller complex protein 8
Exons: 8
Coding region: 138-1115 (325 amino acids)
Molecular function (GO): protein binding
Source: RefSeq, a predicted model, not a curated record
UUGCAGUGCAUUAUGCGUUAUAAACAUAAUUUUUGAGAAGUGUUGCUUGCAAGUUUUUGUGAUCUUUGUGAUAUGUUAGUUUGAGCGAAGAGAUUUUCUUAGAACGUAACAUUUAUCAAUAAAAGUAGUGAAAAAUUAUGUUUUCCUUGAUACACAAAACCGAAAAUGCACAUGAGGACAGUAUUUGGACUUGUGCUUGGGGUUGUCCAAAAAAGAAGAAGGAUACUAUGCAAGUGGACAAUGAAGACUCCAGAGAUUCUAUAAAAUCAAAUCUAGAUGACACAAAUAACUAUGUGAUAACUGGCUCAGUAGAUGAUAGUGUAAAAGUAUGGGAACAUAAGGAUGGAAAUUUAAAACUCAAACAUAAACUUACUGGACAUUCAUUAGGAGUUGUAUCAGUUGCUGUUAAUUCAGAUGGAACAAAAUGUGCAUCCAGUUCCUUGGAUUCAAGUUUGAGAGUAUGGGAUUUGGAAUCUGGUGAAAAAAGUUUUGGUAUCGAAGUAGGACCUGUGGACAUAUGGACAGUAUGCUUCUCUUCAGAUGAUAAGUAUAUUGUUUCUGGUAGUCAUGCUGGCAAAAUACAUUUGUACAAUGCAGAAGAUGGAAAACAGGAACAAGUUCUGGAUACAAGAGGAGGAAAAUUCAAUCUUAGCAUUGCUUAUAGCCCAGAUGGAAAGUAUAUAGCAAGUGGUGCUAUUGAUGGAAUCAUUAAUAUUUUUGAUGUUGCAUGUGGCAAAGUGUUCCAGACCUUAGAAGGACAUGCUAUGCCAAUUCGUUCUCUAUGUUUUUCACCAGACUCACAGCUUUUACUUACUGCCAGUGAUGAUAGUCACAUGAAACUAUAUGAUAUAAAAGACACCAAAGUUGCUGGAACUAUGUCAGGACAUGCUUCUUGGGUAUUGGGAGUAUCAUUUGCACCUGAUGGUAAGAAGUUUGCAUCAAGCAGUUCUGAUCAUACUGUCAAAAUUUGGGAACUGGCUCAGCGACAAUGCUUGCACACAUUCCGAGAACAUAAUGACCAAGUUUGGGGUGUAAAAUAUCAUCCAACUAAAAAUAAUCUGCUUGUUUCUGUAGCUGAAGACAAAGCUGUAAACUUGUAUGAACACCCAGAAUAAUGUUGAAUUUGUAUAUACUGUACAUUUAUAUGAGCAAAAUAAAAA